Molecule: messenger RNA, 2033 nt
Organism: Sorex araneus (European shrew)
Lineage: Eukaryota; Metazoa; Chordata; Mammalia; Eulipotyphla; Soricidae
Gene: DNAJB2
Product: DnaJ heat shock protein family (Hsp40) member B2
Exons: 11
Coding region: 195-1091 (298 amino acids)
Biological process (GO): protein refolding; positive regulation of proteasomal ubiquitin-dependent protein catabolic process
Cellular component (GO): endoplasmic reticulum membrane; cytosol
Molecular function (GO): ATPase activator activity; Hsp70 protein binding
Source: RefSeq, a predicted model, not a curated record
CGCGCCGGCCUCCGGCUGCCGGGGAGUUUCCGCGCCGCUGACGCUCGCCGGGGCGCACGGCGGGGGCGCACGGCGGGGGCGCACGGCGGGGCCGCCGCGUCCUACGCAGCCGCCGCGAGCCGGCCGGCGGGGGCAGCCCAGGGACACCCGGCCGAGGAGCUCCCCGGAGGCCCGCGGGACGCUGACGAGUUGCUAUGGCAUCCUACUACGAGAUCCUAGACGUGCCCCCAAACGCCUCGCCUGAUGACAUCAAGAAGGCGUAUCGCAAGAAGGCUCUGCAGUGGCACCCCGACAAGAACCCCGAUAAUAAAGAGUUUGCCGAGAAGAAGUUCAAGGAGGUGGCCGAGGCCUAUGAAGUGCUGUCGGACAAACAUAAGCGGGAGAUCUACGACCGCUAUGGCCGGGAAGGGCUGACUGGGGCAGGAUCUGGCCCGUCCCGCGCAGGCACAGACACUGGCCAGGGCGGGGCCCCUGCUUUCGUCUUCAGCUUCCGCAGCCCCGAGGAAGUCUUCCGGGAGUUCUUUGGGACUGGAGACCCCUUCUCCGAACUCUUUGAUGACCUGGGCCCCUUCUCGGAGCUGCAGGGCCGCCUGUCCCCUCGCUCCGGCCCUUUCUUCACCUUCUCCUCCUUCCCGGGCCACUCCUCCAAUUUCUCCUCCUCCUCCUUCUCCUUCAGUCCCGGUGCUGGGGCUUUUCGCUCUGUUUCUACAUCCACCACCUUUGUCCAAGGACGCCGCAUCACCACACGCAGAAUCAUGGAGAACGGGCAGGAGCGCGUGGAAGUGGAGGAGGACGGGCAGCUGAAGUCAGUCUCCAUCAAUGGUAUCCCCGACGACCUGGCACUGGCCUUGGAGCUGAGCCGGCGUGAGCUGCAGCCGUCCAUCGGGCCGUCCGUCGGGCCGUCUGUCGGCCCCCGGCCCGGGGGCUCGCAGGCGCAGCAGCCGCAGCAGCAGACGCCGACCCCCGCCUCACUCCGUAAUGACAUUGACCUUUUUGAGGACGAGGACCUGCAGCUGGCCAUGGCCUACAGCCUGUCCGAGAUGGAGGCCUCUGGGCAGAAACCGGCAGCCGACCCCAAGCCUCAGGACUAGGCAGAGAUGUGUUCUGAGCUGGAUGUCCGGGAUCCAGAGUCGCUGCACAGUUCCAACAGGACAGCACCCUCUCCCCUGUGCGCUGGGAAGGGGACCUUCCAUCCCUCUCCCUGAUCCGUGCAGCGCUAGAGCUGAGUGGGGGGUGGGGGCCGGGGGGAGGUGCCCGUAGUCUUAGCCUGUGAACUCUGCCCUGGGUCUUUGGGGCUGUCUCUUGGAGACUACAAGUCCCAGAAUGCAACGCCUCCGGCCUCAUCUCUGAUAGGUCAAGCUUGCGGGUGGAGCGGGCGCCUGGUGGCGGAGCUGUGCAUCUUGGGAUAUGUAGUUCCAGCCCCGCUCGCUCCGGGAGCCGGGGUGGGGACAUCUUGUCAUUUCGAUUUGUCCCUGGCCAGGAGGGUGGGGAGGGGGCGGGGCUGCGAGAACGUGGAUGAAGGGGGAUUUCUAUUUGGGCCGAGCGCGGGUCCCUCUGACACCUCAUGCUGGUUGCCCUCGUGCCAUCUGGGUGGGGCUGAACGGGGCAGCCCUGGGUCUGAAGAACCAGCCGGGACAGGAGGACCGAGCGGGACGGGGUCCCCGGCGGCUGGCGGAGAGCCCCGGGGUGGAGGGCGGGCCACCCUCGGGUGGGGGGAGUGUGUGUGUGAGAGAGAGAGUGCGAGUGCAUGUGCGUGCGUGCCUGCAUGCGUGCGCGCGCGCGCGUGGCCAGGGCUGGCAUGUGACGGGCGCUGCGGGCAUGUUGCUGCUUGUACGGCUGUUAAGCCUCUGACCCCGCCGCCCAGUGCUCGCUGCCGCCGCCGCCGCCGCCGCCGAGCUCCUGGGGCGCCCGGAGGCCAGGGUGGGGAGCAUCGCCGGUCCCCGCGAGGGGGAGUCUCAGAGACUUGCCCAAGCCUGUUGGGCUGCGCUGAGACGCAGGGGGACCCCAGAAGUAAAUAAAGCUGAGUUGUGAGA